UUUUGGCAAUGUGAGGAGGAAAAUUUUUUCUGCCUCAUUAUUAUUAAUUCAUGGAUUGAGUGUUGGUUCGACCUACAGGCGUAAUAGAUUGGAACUCAAUGAAGACACAGACGUUCCUGUUGAGAGCAACCAGCUAAUGAUUACAGUUGAAAGACAAUUUCUGUGAUUGAGUUGUCAUUUGGAAGAUUAAACCCAUUUCACGAGGACUUGGAGCCUGGUCUUUGCUUUGAGGAAGCAGUGGCUUGUUACCAAAAGCCACUUCUGAUCUUAGACUCUACCCGGCAUGCCUAAUCAAGGAGAAGACUGCUAUUUUUUUUUCUAUUCUACAUGUACCAAAGGUGACAGCUGCCCAUUCCGUCACUGUGAAGCUGCAUUAGGAAAUGAAACUGUUUGCACAUUAUGGCAAGAAGGGCGCUGUUUUCGACAGGUGUGCAGGUUUCGCCACAUGGAGAUUGAUAAAAAACGCAGUGAAAUUCCUUGUUAUUGGGAAAAUCAGCCAACGGGAUGUCAAAAAUUAAACUGCGCUUUUCAUCACAAUAGAGGACGAUAUGUUGAUGGCCUUUUCCUACCUCCCAGCAAAACUGUGUUGCCCACUGUGCCUGAGUCACCAGAAGAGGAAGUGAAGGCUAACCAACUUUCAGUUCAGCAGAACAAAUUGUCUGUCCAGUCCAAUCCUUCCCCCCAGCUGCGGAGUGUUAUGAAAGUAGAAAGUUCGGAAAAUGUUCCUAGCCCCACGCAUCCACCUGUUGUAAUUAAUGCUGCAGAUGAUGAUGAAGAUGAUGAUGAUCAGUUUUCUGAGGAAGGUGAUGAAACCAAAACACCUACCCUGCAACCGACUCCUGAAGUUCACAAUGGAUUACGAGUAACUUCUGCCCGGAAACCUGCAGUCAAUUUAAAGCAAGGUGAAUGUUUGAAUUUUGGAAUAAAAACUCUUGAGGAAAUUAAGUCAAAGAAAAUGAAGGAAAAAUCUAAGAAGCAAGGUGAGGGUUCUUCAGGAGUUUCCAGUCUUUUACUCCACCCUGAGCCCAUUCCAGGUCCUGAAAAGGAAAAUGUUAGGACUGUGGUGAGGACAGUAACUCUCUCCAGCAAACAAGGAGAAGAACCCUUGGUUAGAUUGAGUCUUACUGAGAGACUGGGGAAACGAAAAUUUUCAGCAGGUAAGAAAAGUGAUCCACCCGCUUCGGCCUCUCAAAAUGCUGAGGUUAUAGGUCAGGAGUUGGAGACCAGCCUGGCCAACAUGGAUGCUAGCCCGGAGAUGACUCAAGUUUCCAAGUCUCUGAAGGAGCGAUUAGGCAUGUCAGCUGGUCCAAAUAAUGAGGAAGCAACAGAGAAAGUUAAUAAAGUUGGUGAGAUCCAUGUGAAGACAUUAGAAGAAAUUCUUCUUGAAAGAGCCAGUCAGAAACGUGGAGAAUUGCAAACUAAACUCAAGACAGAAGGACCUUCAAAAACUGAUGAUUCUACUUCAGGUACAAGAAGCUCCUCCACUGUCCGUAUCAAAACCUUCUCUGAGGUCCUGGCUGAAAAAAAACAUCGGCAGCAGGAAGCAGAGAGACAAAAAAGCAAAAAGGAUGCAACUUGCAUCAAGCUAAAGACUGAUAAUGAAAUUAAAAAAACAGUAGUUUUCCCACCCAUUGUUGCCAGCAAAGGACAAUCAGAGGAGCCUGCAGGUAAAACAAAGUCUAUGCAGGAGGUGCACAUCAAGACGCUGGAGGAAAUUAAACUGGAGAAGGCACUGAGGGUGCAGCAGAGCUCUGAGGGCAGCACCAGCUCCCCGUCUCAACAUGAGGCCACUCCAGGGGCAAGGCGGCUGCUGCGAAUCACCAAAAAAACAGGAAUAAAAGAAGAGAAGAAAUUUCAGGAAGGAAAUGAAGUUGAUUCUCAGAGCAGUAUUAGAACAGAAGUUAAAGAGCCUUCAGGUGAGACCACAGGAGUUGACAUUACUAAAAUUCAAGUCAAGAGAUGUGAGACCAUGAGAGAGAAACACAUACAGAAACAGCAGGAGAGGGAAAAAUCCGUCUUGACCCCUCUUUGGGGAGAUGUAGCCUCUUGCAAUACGCAAGUGGCAGAGAAACCAGUGCUCACUGCUAUGCCAGGAGUCACACGGCACCUGACCAAGCGGCUUCCCACAAAGUCAUCCCAGAAGGUAGAGGUAGAAACCUCAGGGAUUGGAGACUCAGUAUUGAAUGUGAAAUGUGCAGCACAGACCUUGGAAAAAAGGGGUAAAGCUAAACCCAAAGUGAAUGUGAAGCCAUCUGUGGUUAAAGUUGUGUCAUCCCCCAAAUUGGCCCCAAAACGUAAAGCAGUGGAGAUGCACCCUGCUGUCAUUGCCGCUGUGAAGCCACUGAGCUCUAGCAGUGUCCUACAGGAAAUCCCAGCCAAAAAAGCAGCUGUGGCUGUUGUCCCGCUCGUCUCUGAGGACAAAUCAGCCACUGUGCCUGAAGCAGAAAAUCCUAGAGACAGUUUUGCGCGGCCUCCAACCCAGUCCUCUUCAGAUCCCUCGCCCCCGGAGGUGUCUGGCCCUUCCUCAUCCCAAAUGAGCAUGAAAACUCGCCGACUCAGCUCUGCCUCAACAGGAAAGCCCCCACUCUCUGUGGAGGAUGAUUUUGAGAAACUAAUAUGGGAGAUUUCAGGAGGCAAAUUGGAAGCCGAGAUUGACCUGGAUCCUGGGAAGGAUGAAGAUGACCUUCUGCUUGAGCUUUCAGAAAUGAUUGAUAGCUGAAGGUGGCAGUGAGGACACUUAAAAAAAAAAAAAC
Molecule: messenger RNA, 2753 nt
Organism: Cebus imitator (Panamanian white-faced capuchin)
Lineage: Eukaryota; Metazoa; Chordata; Mammalia; Primates; Cebidae
Gene: ZC3H11A
Product: zinc finger CCCH-type containing 11A
Exons: 19
Coding region: 284-2719 (811 amino acids)
Molecular function (GO): metal ion binding
Source: RefSeq, a predicted model, not a curated record